This is a messenger RNA of Miscanthus lutarioriparius, 870 nucleotides long. The record is from the annotation of a GenBank genome assembly. NCBI's taxonomy places the organism in Eukaryota, Viridiplantae, Streptophyta, Magnoliopsida, Poales, Poaceae.
AUGGCGGCGGACAAGGAGAAGGAGAUGGCCUGCGCGGGCGCAUUGUACCAGCUGCAUUUGGUGAAGGCGUCGACGGCGCGCGCCUUCGUGCCGCGGGACCUCCGCCUCGUGGAGGCCUUCGGCUACACGCUCGGCGGCAUGUUCCUGGCGCGCUACCACGACAGCCCCGCCGGCGAGUUCGACGAGCUCGUGGUGAUCGCCGGCAUUGUGUGGAACCCGCCGACCUCCUGCGCGUGGGCUGCCAGGGUGCUGGUGAACAGCAUCGAAGCCUGCCGGCACGGCCGCAAGGAGGUAGGACUACCAAGCCAUGUCGCUACAUUCUCAAAGACUGAAGCUGCUUCACUCGGGGAUAAACCGUUGGUCAAACCAAACAGCUUCCUUAACAUGCUAGGGAUUGUGUCGACAACCUCCAAGCAAGGGAAUGGCCGUGAGAUUGAGAUUUCAGAGACCAAGGGCUCAUCUACUAGGCACUUGUGCAACAUCAGCCUGCCACUUACUGGAUCACAUAAGAACCACAAGUGGAUGGGCCCAGCAAUCAGAAUGUCACUUCCAAGUUUCAGUGGGCGGACAGAGGACCAUCCUGAUCUUCUCAAGUACUCCUGUCAAGUAGAAUGCAGGGUGCGCCCUGUAAAGCCUGCUAGGAUUUGGAGUCCAAGAACCACAGAGCCACAGGAAAAAUCUGACGGAAAGAUCAACAGCUCUGGGUCCAACGUGAUAGAUGACUUGGAUGCGCAAAGCCAGAGCAUUUCAGUCCUGUUAUCCAGGCCCAUUUUCGCCCUUGAGUUCAGCUCCCUGAGGAUGCACGUUGACGCUCCCAAGAUCGUUGUUCCACACUGCAAGAAGAAGAAAGUCGGAUACUCGAGCACUUAG